AUGAGCGGCCGUGAAGGUAGAGUCGCAGAUUUGGAGUCUGGGUCAAUAGCGUUUGGCGCUGCAUCAACGGCACCAAGUACCAUCGUCCCUGGGUCAAAUGUCUCCAUGGAUGUCGAUGUGGAUAUCAGCCAAACAAGGAAAUCUUCGACAAUCAAUGAUAAUCUUGGUGGUGGUGCAGUUGAUGUUGACAUCGGAAGCGAGAAGCUUGUGAAGUGUCCUACGUCCAUCGCAGUGAUAGAGGAGAAGAUACAGUUGAAGCAAGAAGAAGAGGACGAGGAAUGGGAAUCCGAUCCAGCAAAUGCGAGAAACUGGUCAACUCAUAGGAAGUGGAUAUCUAUGGCUGUGGUCGCAUUGUACACAUUGAUACCGCCCCUCGCUAGUUCAAUGAUGUCUCCCGGGCUCCCAGAGCUUGCAGAGAAGUUCGACAUUCAUAGCUCGACCAUACUCGCAAUGACGCUGACUGUGUUCCUGAUAUCUCUCGCACUUGGACCUCUCAUUUUGGCGCCAUUAUCAGAGAUGUAUGGAAGGACGUGGAUCCUACAUGUCGGCAAUUUGCUCUCCAUCGUGUUCAACCUGAGCUGUGCAUUUGCACCCAAUACAGCAGCAUUGAUAGCAUUUCGCUUCUUAUGUGGACUUUCAGGAGGUGCACCGAUUGCUAUCGGCGGCGGCACAGUGAGUGACCUCUUUGCUCCAAGAGAACGAGCGGUUGCUAUGGGGAUGUUCAACCUUGGCCCUUUGCUUGGUCCUGCCAUUGGGCCUGUGGCUGGUGGUUAUAUCACACAGACCGUUGGCAUAAAAUGGGUUUUCAUUGUUAUCGCAAUUUUCUGCGCUGUAGGAAGCGUGAUCGGAAUCCCACUACUUCGAGAGACAUACGCACCCGUGAUCCGCAUGCGUAAGGCUCAGCGCGAGGGAAAUGAACAAAAGGCAGCAAGAGCGCAUCCUAUGCUGAUUCAAGCUCGAGGAAAUAUGACCAAGAUUCUGUGGAUUAAUCUCACUCGUCCUCUGGAAAUGUUAUUUGGAAGCUUCAUAUGCUUCAUUAUGAGUCUUUUCAUGGCAUUCAUAUAUGGCAUUUACUACCUCAUGUUCUCUACUUUUGCCAAUCUUUUCAGCGACACGUAUGGAUUCGGACCUGGAGCAGGCGGGUUGGCUUAUAUAGGCCUCGGAGUCGGAUUUAUACUUUCAACCGUUUGGGGUGCUAGAGGUGCGGAUGCACUAUAUAAAUAUCUUGCUGAUAGAAACGGAGGAAAGGGAAAACCAGAGAUGCGCAUUCCAUCCAUGCUGAUCGGGUCACUGUUGGUACCAAUUGGACUUUUUUGGUAUGGAUGGUCAGCUCAAGCCAGGAUUCAUUGGAUUAUGCCCAUCAUUGGAACUGCUAUCUUCGGUUUUGGUAUCCUACCCAUUACUUUAUAUCUAGUUGAUGCGUUCAAAUUCGCCGCUAGCGCCUUGGCUGCCGCAUCGGUCUUUCGUUCGAUUCUCGGAUUCGCUUUCCCGUUAUUUGGUGACCAAAUGUACAAGGUGUUGGGAGAAGGACCUGGAAAUUCAAUGUUAGCUGGUCUUGCUAUUGUGUUGGGUAUACCAUUCCCUAUAUGGAUUUACUAUAGAGGAGAAGCUAUGCGUGCUCGUAAUCCCAUGACAAGAUAG
Psilocybe cubensis is the source of this 1641-nucleotide messenger RNA. RefSeq lists its product as uncharacterized. The coding region runs from base 1 to 1641 and encodes 546 amino acids. The record is from RefSeq and is a predicted model, not a curated record. The transcript has 15 exons. Gene Ontology annotation, biological process: transmembrane transport. Lineage: Eukaryota; Fungi; Basidiomycota; Agaricomycetes; Agaricales; Agrocybaceae. Gene Ontology annotation, molecular function: transmembrane transporter activity.